Messenger RNA from Helianthus annuus (common sunflower), 2177 nucleotides. RefSeq names its product acyl-CoA-binding domain-containing protein 5. Lineage: Eukaryota; Viridiplantae; Streptophyta; Magnoliopsida; Asterales; Asteraceae. The record is from RefSeq and is a predicted model, not a curated record. Gene Ontology annotation, molecular function: protein binding. The coding region runs from base 139 to 1953 and encodes 604 amino acids. The transcript has 8 exons.
CUUUUCAUGUCUCUCGCUCUUCCUUCUCUCUCUUCAAACACUCCAUACUACUUGAAGUUGAUGAAUCUUUCUUUCUUUCAACCACCCACCACUGUGUGUUAUUUUUCACCUUCACUGUGUGUACAAACAUAGCAAGCUAUGGGGUCUCUGGGUAAUAACGAUUUCAAGAAAGCCGUUUGGAUUUACCCUAGAUUCAUGGGGUUCAACCCUUCUGAACGAUGGGGGCAUUCUGCUUGCUUCUCUAAUGGCUUCCUCUAUAUCUUUGGUGGAUGCUGUGGCGGUCUACAUUUCAGUGAUGUUCUGGUGCUAAACCUCGAAACCAUGGCUUGGACCAAUCUAGCAACAACCGGGGUUGGCCCCGGUCCAAGAGACAGCCACAGCGCGGUCAUUGUAGGUCAAAUGAUGAUUGUUUUUGGGGGAACAAAUGGCUCCAAGAAAGUCAACGACAUUCACAUACUGGAUCUUUUGACUCAUGAAUGGACACGGCCGAACUGUAAAGGAGUUGUUCCUACACCUCGAGAGAGUCACACAGCUACCAUGGUCAGUCAUGACCGAAUGGUAAUUUUUGGUGGCAGUGGAGAAGGCGAUGCAAAUUAUUUGAAUGAUUUGCAUAUUUUGGACCUUAAAACAAUGAAGUGGAGUUCACCCGAACCAAAGGGCGAUGUGCCCAUGCCUAGGGAUAGUCACAUUGCGGUUUCCGUGGACAAUAGAAUCUUUAUCUAUGGUGGUGAUUGUGGUGAUCGUUACCGUGGUGAUGUUGAUGUUUUCAAUGUUGACACAUUGACUUGGUCAAGGUUUGGUGUACAUGGACCAUCGCCAGGGGUUAGAGCAGGACAUGCUGCGGUUACCAUUGGGACAAAGGUAUACAUGAUUGGUGGAGUUGGUGACAAGCAAUACUAUAAUGACGUUUGGAUGCUUGAUACAGUUGCUUGUUCAUGGACGCUGCUAGAGGUACGAGGCCAACAGCCACAAGGGCGUUUUUCUCACACGGCUAUUGUCGUGGAUUCCGAGAUAGCUAUUUACGGAGGAUGUGGUGAGGACGAAAGACCUUUGAACGAGCUACUCAUCUUGCAGCUUGGAUCAAAUGGCGGAUACAACAUGCUUGGAAGUAAAUGCAACCACGAAAAACGGCACUUUUUACACGGACAUAAAGCCAACAUGAAACAGUUGUCGGCGUUCAGUUCAGAUCCAAUGCACAUGAGGAGAAAAAGAAAGUUAAAUUCAAAAGCUUGUGAAGUAAUUGAAUCAGAACAGGAAGAACAUUCGCUUUCUCUUUCACAACACUCGUCUCCAUCCCACUCUGAUCAAGAACGGACACUCAUCAAUAAACCGACUAACUCAACCCCUCAAGUUUUACCUCUGUUCAAGAAUCACAAUCAUAUUUCAAGCACUCGCAAGCAGAUCCCGGGUACCCAAUCGAAUCCUAUAAUGAUUCAAGGUCGAACUCCACAAGAUUCGAAUUCCGUUCACCACAAGCACCAUCAAAAUGUCCAUGAAACUCGAGCCGAGCAUAGAAAUAUUGAGCCACUAGUCGUUCAAAAUCUGAUUGGCGCAGAAGUUCAUGGUAAAGUUGAUGGAGCAUUUGACUCGGGUUACUUGAUGACUGCAACAGUCAAUGGUCGAAUUUUUCGAGGAGUCUUGUUCCCUCCGGGGCCUGAAGUUGUUUCCCGAGGUGCUUUCCGUGGACACAGUCGUGGAUCUCCCACAAGCCAUAUGGCUCAAAGAAACUCACAUAUAAACCAGGCUUUCAUUAGGCACUCACACAAUAGACCAUCGCAUGCAUCUGAAGCAAGUCAUCACGGCUAUCUUCAAGAUCCUGAUGUCCAUAGACCGUCUUCGGUACUUCGAUCAGUUCCAGCUCUCUCAUUAGGGAGAGAACAGCCGAAGGUUCAGAGUGAACUGCAUGGAGUCGUUCUAACACUGGGUGGACCGGGGAGUGGCCAUGGUUGCUGAUAGAGCACAGGAUUUGAUUAUGUUAGCUCCCAUUUUGUAUAUUUGAGAUAAGGCAGUCUAGAUUUCGCUUUCCUUGUGUAAAAUCUACAACUAGUUAUGCACACGCAUAAGAUUUCGAGUGACGUAAUUGUUUAUUCUUUUUCAUUGUUUGCUCUUCGAAACAAUGUUUUGUAACCUUUAAAACAAAGAGGUCAUUCCGAAAUCUUCAUUUCCUUGACUUAAUC